CCUUUUCAUGUUCAUGCUCAUAAGUCCUCUGCUUGCAAUGCGUGGACCAUGGCUGCUGCUCUGAGACUUAUCAGAAGAAUGCUGACCUACAGGAUAACUCUAGCAGUCUUUGUGCUCAUCAUCCCAACAUCUCAGUGUUUAACAAGAAAUGAUUUCCCAUUCUCACUCACUAACAAGGCCACUGGUUUUUGUUUGGUGAAAAAAACAACCCGCUGCCUUGAAGUGCGCUGGACCACCAGUGAUCGGCUUUUUGUUACCUCAACAAGAAAGUGCCUGGGAGUUCAGGGCAAAACUGCGGGGAGUGAAGUAAGCCUCUACGACUGUGACGAGAAGAGUGAGCUACAAAAGUGGGAAUGCAAGAAUGAAACACUGCUGGCCCUCAAAGACCAACAGCUCUACAUUGAAGUCAGAGCUGAUGAAUCAAUUGCCCUCUCCAAAACAGUCGGGCCAAAUAACGAGCUCACAAUCACGGGGACAGCCAGUGGUGCUUGCUCAAGAACAUACAGAGAGCUUUACACCAUUGAAGGAAAUGCAUUCGGUAAGAUCUGCAUGUUUCCCUUCCUGUACAAAGACCGGUGGUUUGGAGACUGCACUAUGUAUGACUCUUCAUCAAAGCGUCUUUGGUGCGCAAUCGGAACAAAAUAUGAACAAGAACUGUGGGGAUACUGCCCGACUACUUCCACAGACCACUGGGCAAAGAACCUUGUAACAGGAGCGUAUUACCAGCUCAACACACAGUCUGUGCUGACUUGGGACCAAGCUAAAACCAGCUGCCAACAGCAGGGUGCCUCCCUGCUCAGCGUCAUCGAUCCCAACGAGCAGGCAUUUGUCUCAGCACUAUUAGGAUCAGGAAAACAUAAACUUUGGAUCGGGACGAUCCUGGAUCCAGAACACGGAUGGCAGUGGUCUGAUAGGAAGCCCUUCCGUUAUCUGAGAUGGAGCUCAGGACAUCCGCUUCCUAACCCAGGACACAACUGUGCAUUUUUGGACUCUGCUGGGCAGCACACUUGGCAAAGUUCAACCUGUGGCAAAAAACUGGGCUACAUCUGCUACAAAGACGGGGCCUCGCCAGCUCCUCCACAAAUUGAGCAAGGAUUUUGCUCAGCGCCUUGGAUUCCCUACAAUGGCCACUGCUUCCACCUUCUGCGUACUCCUCAAACAUGGUCUGGUGCUCAGAAAGCGUGCCGCAAAGAAGAAGGGGACUUAGUCAGCAUCCGCAAUGUGGAGGACCAAGGCUUUGUCAUCUCUCAACUUGGAUUUGCAUCCACUGACGAGCUCUGGAUUGGACUGAAUGACAUAAAGAUAGAGGGGCUGUUUGACUGGAGCGACCACUCUACUGUCAGCUUCACCAGCUGGGAAUUUGGGAAACCUGCUGUCUCCACUGAUUCAGACGACUGUGUUCUCAUCAGGGGCGAGAAUGGGAACUGGGCCGAUCACUCGUGUGAUGAGAAGCAUGGCUUUAUCUGUAUGAAGCAGAGUGGCACUGAAGCCACCGGAGAAGAAGUUGAUUUGGAUCAUGGCUGCAAAGCUGGGUGGAAAAGACAUGGGUCUUACUGCUACUUUGUAGGAACAGAGACAAAGACGUUUGAUGAAGCUAAAGAGGACUGCAAGGCCUCAGACUCCUACUUAGCUGAUGUUUCAAAUGGGGUGGAUAAUUCCUUCCUUGCCAGCUUGGUGGGGUUGAGACCAGAGAAAUACUUCUGGUUAGGCCUCUCAAACCAGAGAGAUAUUGAUCAGUUUGUGUGGACCAACACAGACUUCGUGAAGUUUACUCACUGGAAUUCUGAAAUGCCAGGUUUCCAACAGGGCUGCGUUGCCAUGGCAACUGGGGUUUUGGCCGGACUCUGGGACCUGCUGCCUUGCACCAAUAAGGAGAAAUAUAUCUGCAAACACCUGGCAGAGGGGGCAGUUGUAACCGUUCCACCACCAACUCAAACUCCUCCUAAGUGUGAGGACGGCUGGGUUCGAGUAGGAACAAGAAGCGUCUGCGCGAAGUUUUUUACAGGGCCUCGUGCAGAUGAGAAGACCUGGUUUGAGGCUAGAGAUUAUUGCAGGGCCAUCGGAGGGGAUCUACUCAGCAUCCACAGCACUGCUGAGCUACUGGUGGGACGAAAUGGAAGAGCCUGGAUUGGACUUCGUAUGCCAGACCCAGAUACUGGAUAUACAUGGACUGAUGGAUCCCCACUAAACUUCCAGCACUGGCAGGAAGGAGAGCCAAACAAUCAUAAUAAUGACGAAUCCUGUGCUGAAUUCAGAAUGUAUCACUGGGAUGAGAGCGGGUCUUGGAACGAUGUGAACUGUGAGAGUUUCAAUGACUGGCUGUGUCAGAUCCGCGCAGGAGUGACUCCAAGACUACCUCCAAAUAAUACUGCAGUAGACUUCAACACCACUGCAGAUGGUUGGCUUGUGUGGAGAGGGAAUCAGUAUUAUAUUAACAGACAAUCAAUGCCCUUUGAGAAUGCUCGAGAGUACUGUCAGCGGAGGCACGGUGACUUGGUAUCCAUCAGCAGUAGGGACGAAAAUACCUUCCUAUGGAAACAGAUUUCCAGAAGCUAUGGUUCCUAUUAUGUGGGUAUGCAGGUGGAUCUUGAUGGGUCAUUCUGGUGGCUGGAUGGUUCUCCUGUGGGGUUACAGAAAUGGGAUGAAGAUCAGCCAGAUACCAAUUCCUUUCAUGAGAACUGUGUUAUGAUGACUUAUUAUAUGGGCUUCUGGCGCACAUGUAAUUGUGGGCAAGAGCACCAGUUCAUUUGUAAACGUAGCAUCUCAGCACCUGUCAACACCACUGCUGCCCCCCCACCUCCUCCUAAAGGCGGCUGCCCACUCAAGUGGUCCAAAUUCGACUCAAAGUGUUACAGUAUCGUUAUUAACCGGAGGGUCACCUGGGAAGAUGCAAGGCGACAGUGCAUUACCAUGGGAGGCAAUUUAGUCUCAAUUCCCUCAAGGCGUGUGCAAGCAUUUUUGAUCACUGUAAUGGCUGAAGUAUCAACAACAGACCUGUGGAUUGGUUUAAAUGGCUUAAAACAAGAUGGAUUUUACUGGACUGAUGGCAAAGCAAGGCGAUACACAAACUGGGGCUAUUCUAAAUAUCGACGUCGUCCUGGGACCUUUUAUCAGAGAUGGAAUGAGGAAGACUGUGUUGUGAUGACCAGCAAUCCUACCCUUGGCACUGGUAAAUGGAUAGUUAAGUCCUGCAAUGACACUAAUGGAUUUGUCUGUCUUCGAAAUCUUGACCCAAAUAUCCAGCCUCAACCAGAGCCAGCAGUUUCAAACAUCUAUGUAACUCUGGCAAAUGACAGCAUCAAGGUUGUGACGAAAAAUCUGACCUGGGAUGAUGCCAAGAAACAAUGUCAAAGUGAAAAGGCCAACCUGGCUAGUCUGCGAAAUGAGUGGACGCAGGCCUAUGUCGAGCUGCUUGCUAUGAAUCUCAAAACUCCUCUUUGGAUUGGACUGAACAAACAGCAGACAGCAGGGUAUUUUAGGUACGUUGAUGGCUGGCACCUGAAUGCUGCUGGCUGGGGUGAAGGUGAACCAAGCAGAGACAAACCAUGUGUGUACCUGGACGUGGAUGGAAAAUGGAAGACUGCUUUCUGCAAUCAGACCAUGAACAGUGUUUGCAUGCAAACUACAGAUGUGCCACCAACAGAGUCAACCACCUUCCCAGGGGUUUGCCCUGAAGAGACGAAUGAGGAGUACCACCAGAGUUUUACCUGGACGCCAUUUAAGGGUCAUUGUUAUUUGUUUGCAACAGAGGAAAUUGAAUGGGCAGAUGCAGCUAGCAGCUGUGUCCGACAUGGUGGAAUCCUGGCUAGCAUUGAGGAUCCUGCAGAGCAACAGUUCAUCAAAAGCAAUGUGGAAAUAUUUCAAGAUAGCCACAGCAGUUUCUGGAUCGGCCUGUAUAAAACUCAUAAAGGGACAUGGAAGUGGUUGGAUAAAACAGUCAUGGACUACACUAACUGGGCUGAAGAUGAGCCUGAUGAUGACUAUGGAGAGAUCGGAGCCUCAGAUGGGGCUUGGAGGACAGGUCGCAGAUGGCACGACAGAGCAUAUGUCUGUGAAACACCCAAAGUGAUGCCUGGAGAUUCUGGAUCAAAAACUGAUCCCCAGAAAGGUCAAGAUCCUCGCAGUCGUGUCCACACCAGUUUGAUAGUUGUGAUGAUCAUUAUUAUCACUUCUGUACUGAUAGUCGUUGCAUUCUACCUCUACAAGAAGUCUCCACAACCAUUACCCACCUUUGAAAAUCCGCUCUACAGUGAACGAUCCCAGCCUGAUGUGGUUGACACCAACAAACUGAUAGAGAACGCAGAAGUAGAAAACCCCGAGCCUAUUAUAACUCUGUGAUUUAUAAAGGAGCAGAAUCUAGUGGGACAUGCACUAUACUGUACUAUAUCCCAGACUGAUGUAUUACGCGUUGAUGCUUCAUUAGCGUUUUUGCUUUGUUUUGUUGUUUGUGUUUACUAUAUUCGGUAUAUAUAUUCAGUUAUUUAACAAUAUGUCACUUAGUGUGAGUUUCAAUGAAGUUGGCAAUGUCUGACCUCGUGGAACAGAAUAAUUUAGGCUCUAGGAUGUCUCAAUGGGAAUGAUUGUUAUUUGAUUUUGUCUUUUAUCUAUGAUUGACUGUAUAUAAUUGUUACAUGUUAUGCUUACUAGAUGGUGUUUAUUGCUUGCACUCUUGAAAUGUGUAAAAAAAAAAAUCUCACCGCCUGUUACUGUUAAAUGAAUAUUAAACUUGGCACUAAACAAUAAAUUGUAAUUUAAUGAAUAAAAUAUCACAAAGGAUCAAAUCAUUUCCCAUCAUCCUCCCUUCCUAGCUGUUAAAAAAAGUGGUAGUGUUUCUGUUAGCUCUAUAGUCUUGCAUACUUUUAUUAUCUUGUGUGCUUGUACUCAAUAAGUCACUGUGCACAUAUGAUUUAUUAUUAAUGAGGUAUGAAAUCUGUUUAGUUAUGGAGAACUUG
Epinephelus moara (kelp grouper) is the source of this 4952-nucleotide messenger RNA. RefSeq names its product macrophage mannose receptor 1-like. The transcript has 31 exons. The coding region runs from base 49 to 4338 and encodes 1429 amino acids. NCBI's taxonomy places the organism in Eukaryota, Metazoa, Chordata, Actinopteri, Perciformes, Serranidae. The record is from RefSeq and is a predicted model, not a curated record. Gene Ontology annotation, molecular function: signaling receptor activity.